ACCAUUUAAGGAGAGCAACAAACAUCAUCAUCUGCAAAUCAGAGAGUGGCCCCGGGCACGCCCCCCUUUGACAGAUCAGCAAUCAUGAAAUUGUAAACGCACUUCUUUGGUCUCUGCGCGAGCUGAAAUGUAAACAACAGAAGGAAUUUUGGAUUUGCGAAAGAUGGCCUUGUAUGACAACAAGCACUGGCUGCUCUCGCACAUCCGGCAUUCGUUUAUUUUUUCGGACGAGUCCGGCUUCAGUGAGAUGGUUAUGAUGGACGAGGAUCUGCGGGUGCCUUCAAUGAAGGCUUACCCUGACCUCGAUCAGGAUGAAGAGGACGAAGACGGAGACGCUCCUAGAUCCCUUGAUGUGAAUUGCGAGCUAGAUUUUGGCGCUCACAGGAGAAGAGUGAACACUGCGCAAAAGCUGGAAAAAAUGGAUCUGGAGAGGAAAAGGAUAGCUAAAAUGACUAGUAUAAAAUGGGAGGACCCUAUGCCCAGUGUUGCAGAAGUGCCAAGCAAUGCCUUCGAGAGGAAAGUAGUGGAUAAUGCCAAAAAAGAGAAAGUAAAGCGGACUUCAACUCUUUCUGCGCAACUGAAAGACUGCCCUGUUCUUCUUAAAAACCCUUUCUUUGAUUAUUCCAAGUUUGAUGGAAAUGCUCAAGUUGGUGUUCCUGUCAAGCGUUACAUAAUAUUCCUUACCAUGCUUCCGGAGCGAGAAAGAAACUACCCUUUGCAUGUUACCAUUGUCAAUACUGCGAAAGUUAAGGAGCUUGUUGGAUUGGUCUUAUGGAAGUGUUCAGAAGAAAGAAAUGCUCAACUUGAAGACGAGUCGGCGUAUGCGUUGCAUAUAGCUGAGGACGACGGAGAAGUAGACUGGGACUUCCCGUGCUUGGACGAAAAAGAGGUCGUCUCUAAGUUUGGCUUUAAUUACUUAGCAUUAGUUCAAAAGACUGAAGUGCAUAAGUCCAGAGCUCAGACAAUGAGCAUGCCUUUGUCCAGUUUAGGCUGGUCUGCCCUUGCUGAACGUGACGAGAAGGAAAUUGAGGGAGCGGAGGAAAGUGCAUUGCAGCAACAAGCCAUGAAAGAAGCAGAGAUGCGAAUGAAAGGACACAUGACCGCCAUGGAAGCACCUCUGUAUCAGUCUUUCCAAGUCUACAUCAUGAAUAGAGUUCGUGUAAGAAGUGCGGUGCAUUUAGGAAUAUCUGGAGAGAAAAUAGAAAUAGAUCCUGUAGUUCAGCAUAAAGCCACUUCACAAUUGUGGGGGAAAAGGAAAGCUGCAACCUAUGAUAUCACGAGAAUUGCUGCUUGUGAACUUGUCAAUCAAAGAUCCAGCAAAUCCCAUUUUCGUUUAGUCCACCAGUCAUUAACCGAAGAUCCAACCACCACUUUCAAGACCCUAGAAUUCGAAGCGGAAAAUUUUGUUGCGCAAGAAAUCGUGCAAAAGAUAAAUCAUAUUUUGGAGCUGCGAGCUACGCCCGUGUGGAAAGAAUAUUUGGUUACCAAGGAACGCAAGUCAACAAGAAGGAGAAGUUUUAGCUUUUCGUUGAAAUAGCAAUAAGCACCCGUUUUCUGUGAUCCAAUAAUUACUUAAUUUGUUUAACGGAGUCAAA
Molecule: messenger RNA, 1595 nt
Organism: Cloeon dipterum
Lineage: Eukaryota; Metazoa; Arthropoda; Insecta; Ephemeroptera; Baetidae
Gene: Sin1
Product: SAPK-interacting protein 1
Exons: 10
Coding region: 164-1537 (457 amino acids)
Biological process (GO): TORC2 signaling
Cellular component (GO): plasma membrane; cytoplasm; TORC2 complex
Molecular function (GO): phosphatidylinositol-4,5-bisphosphate binding
Source: RefSeq, a predicted model, not a curated record